AGGCGCGGCAGAGAUGGCGAGCGCGGGCGUCCAGCCCAAGCAGAGUUGGCUGCGCCGUCUGAGGCGACAGAAGGUGCAGAUCCGUGAGUGGCGGGCAGCACCUCAGGAGGCUGAGGAGCACCGUGACUCCUGGGCUGGGCCUGGCGCGCAGGCGGCAGCAGCAGAGAGCCGGGCAGCGGCCCCGCACAGCCCCAGGGCCCGCGGCCGGGCUCUGCUGCACUCGCUGCGGCGCGGCUCCCGGGCCAUCCUGAGCAGGGUGGCGGCUGUGAUCCGGCCACACGGCCAGCAGCCGGGGACACAGCAGCACCGCUCAGGGACGGCGGCAGCAGCUCCCGCAGCAGGGGCACAGAGUCGGGCAGCUGCCCCGCACAGCCCCUGCUGUGUCCCCAGCCCCUCGCCCGGCCAGCUGGAAGAGCUGGGGCUGCGGGCAGGGCCGGCAGGGAUGACGCUCCUUAAGGAGCUAGGGAGCGAGGAGUGGCACUGGUCUGAUGAUUGCCAAGCUGAGAGUGGCCAGGGUGAAAGCCUCUCAGAGUCCAGUUCCUAUGAUGCAGAUGAACUGGAGCAUUACAGAGGCACAGGACCAUUCCUAGGGGGUGGGGAAAGGUCCCGCUCUGAGAAGCUCAGGUCUGGCUCAUCCACAGGGUGGGCAAUAGAGACAGACCUGAGCAGGAGCGCUGAGGAGGAGAGCACCUCAUGGUCCCUCCAAACUGAGGCAUGGCCCGAAGACACAGAGCUAAACAGGAUGACCAGGGAAGAGAUUGGCUUAGUGUCCCUGCCACGCAAGGCGUGGACAGAAGACCAAGUCGGAAGCUGCAGCAUUGAGGAGGACAAUGCCUCUGGGUCCCUGUUAUGUGAGUCAUGGGCAGAAAGCUCAGAUUCUGAGUCCUGCAUAUUGCUAGAGGAUGGUCUAGAUGAGCUGGAGGCAGCCUGGAUCUGCCAAUCCCAGGUGAACCCACCGCUCCUGUACAUGGGCACAGGUAUCAGAAGUCCGGAGUCAGAAGGAAGCCUGUCUCAAAUGGAAGAUACAGAGACAUUUAACAGAGAAAGGCAGACUGUCCUGAAGGCCGCUUUUUGGGAGGACUUGGAGAGGGAGAGGCAGUUAAUUGAGCGUUUGCAAGGCCUGGACUCAGCUGCAGCUGUCCCUGUGCAGCACCUGCUCCCCUUCAGGAGGGCACUCAAGGCUCUGCGCAGGGCAUUCCGGAGCCUCAGACACCUCAUUCCAGGGCUCCAUUCUUAGGAGUGUCUUAGAUUCCAAUAAAUAAAAUGCAACCAAGAGUGUGUAUUCUAUCAUCUUCUGUUAAAACCAGGUGGGGCAGUGUUCUCCAUCUCUUCCAUGACUCAUCCCUGAUAACUCCCUUUGGAGGGAUAUCAGCUGUUAAAGGACCAUCAGGCCCCAGUGCAUCACUCACAAAUGACAUCAUCUCAUUGUGAGAUGCUCUGCCCAGGGGCAGGAAGCAAGCAUUCCUACCUGGACAUAAUCUGAAUUUGAAACACCACAGUAGCCUUUACCUACUGGAUUCCCAGAGGGCAAGAGCUACAUAACCACCACUGCACCUUCAGAGGAAGACCUGACCCUUCUACAAUAUCACCACUGCAACAGAACCACAUCUGUCUCUUCAACAGGAUUGCAGCCACCAUUUAAUGGGACUGCUAGCACCACCUGAGCGGCAGGGUGUCAGGUUGUAUCCUGACUCUGCCACUGU
Molecule: messenger RNA, 1703 nt
Organism: Cyanistes caeruleus (blue tit)
Lineage: Eukaryota; Metazoa; Chordata; Aves; Passeriformes; Paridae
Source: RefSeq, a predicted model, not a curated record